Messenger RNA from Camellia sinensis, 579 nucleotides. NCBI's taxonomy places the organism in Eukaryota, Viridiplantae, Streptophyta, Magnoliopsida, Ericales, Theaceae. The record is from RefSeq and is a predicted model, not a curated record.
AUGACGCAGAGUUCACGCCACAAAUCUCACAAACAGAGCAAACACAGUUCCAGAGACGCUCGAGAACACUCGGAAUCAAAAUUGGAUGUGAAGAUGAAGGAACAGAACGGCAAAGAGGAAGGUUCAGCGUCGGAAGAGAAGGCCGAUUUGGAUAGGUGGAAUAGUUGUAGGGAUGAGAUGAAAGUGGAAAGUUCAAGGAUCGAUGGGGAUAAGACUUCAAAGUCGAAAGCUUUGGUUGAUUCGAAAAGUAAAAGUAGUAAAAAGCACGAUGGUGGUGGUGGUGAGAAAAAAGAUGAGAGUGUGGGUUUAGUGGGAGAGAAAAAUGAGAGUAAGAGUAGCAACAAAGUUGAGUCAAAACAGAAGUCUGAAAAAGAUUUGGGGCGAAAAGAUAAUGAUUCAAAGGAAAAGGAACGUGUGUUAGAGAAGAAGAUUCAUGAAACAGAGGUAACUGUCGAUGGUGGAGAGCGACAAGGCAAACGUGGUAGAGAAAAUACGGGUAAGAGAUUAAGACCUGUGUUUGUUUUUAAAUGUAACAAGUCAAUGAGGAAGUCAACAAUAGUACCUUGUGAGUUUGUGUGA